Messenger RNA from Desarmillaria tabescens, 1038 nucleotides. RefSeq lists its product as uncharacterized. NCBI's taxonomy places the organism in Eukaryota, Fungi, Basidiomycota, Agaricomycetes, Agaricales, Physalacriaceae. The transcript is spliced from 5 exons. Bases 1 to 1038 code for a protein of 345 amino acids. The record is from RefSeq and is a predicted model, not a curated record.
AUGCCAGAGCCCCUCCUACCAAACCCAUUCGACCCGCCUUCUCACGAGCACACGGCAUACGAAUCUUGCUUGAACCUCGAAACUUCUGGUCCGUGGGACCUGUCUUCUGAACCCGCGGCCAUGUAUAGGUUCAGCCCUCAAGUCGCGGCUCGAGUCUUGGGUUACGCGCUUAUUUAUCACCCAGGCUCUUCUAUGGCCAUGUCACGAGAGAUAUCGGGUUGUGGUGAUAACGCCGAGUUUAUGGCGGGGUUGGGGUAUUUGUAUGUUAUGGGCGUGAUUAGGAUGUUUAAAGGUCCGGUACCGACGCGUAGGGUCCAACCAGAGUCACCGCCAGAAAACAUCGAUAUCACAGCCCUUUCAAACUUGUCGCAAUACACCGGUAGUGAUACUAAAAGGCUAGUUUUGGCGCGAGACAACCACCGGUGUAUACUCUCAGGGAACGUGGACGCCACCAGUCUUUGGAACGAGCUGACGACGAUCGAUUUAGCGGCUGGGGAGAGGAAGGCGGAUAUGGAGCUGUGUUAUAUUUUCAAGAUGACGGGGGAUGAAAACCAGGGGUAUAUAGGAGGAGGUCUUACGGAUGCGGCGCGGAGAAAGUUGCGUUGGGCGUCUUCUGCUGCUGCUGUUCUCGAGCGACUAGCUGGGAUUUCCGUGGUCCAAGACAUUCACGAGGCGGAGAAUACGUUCGUGAUAUCACCCAACCUCCAUGGUCCAUGGGACCGGCUCUGGAUUUCUCUUCAUCCAAUCAAAUCUAAGCAGGAUGAUAGCAGCAAUACGUAUGAAAUCCACACCUACCCUCCCCAUGAAAAUGCCGAGUAUGGUUUUCCCUACCAAAUAACCCUCACAGACACCACAGGCAGGAAAACCCCCCUUCCCAGCCGUGCGUACUUCCAGCUCUACGAUGUUUGUGCGAAGAUUGCGUAUCUCUCGGGUGCGGGAGAGGUCAUGGAGCGGUUGGUCUGGGAAGUGGGGAAUGCACGGGAUGGGAGGGACGGGGGUCUUUUGGCUUUAGCAUUGUGUUUGUCGCGCUCUGAGUGA